AUAUAUCACAUCAAUAAAUUUCGUUCGUGUGGGAAUUCUAUCUUCUCGCUCUUACAAAUUUCCCUUUCCCUCUAUCCUAGGGUUUUGCUUUCAUUCUCCCUCUCUAGGGUUUUCUCAUCCCAAUCGAUCCCCAAUUCCCCCUUUGAUUCCAACACUCGCUGCUUCCCUUUCAUCUCCUAUUUCGACAUCCUCGUUCUGCAUUUCUCGGAUCCCCCAAACCAAAGGUUCAAUUCACCGUUCCCUUCAAUCUAGGGUUUCCUUCGAGAAUGCCUCCAAGAACGGCGAAGCGAGGGUCGGCGUCUUCCGCCUCGAGGAGGGGCGGCAGAGGAGGCAGGGGAGCCGCGAAGGGUGCGCAGAACCAGCAUCAUCACGAGCCGGAGGAGACGCUUAAGGUCGAAGAGAAAGAGCCCGUUGUUGUUGGUGUUGUUGCUGAGGAGGAGGAGCACAAGAUGGUGGUGGAAGAAGAGAGCCCUGCUGUUGAGGUGAAACAGCUUGUGGUUGAGGAGAAGGAGUCUGUCGUAGUGGUUGAGGAUAAGUCUAUUGAUGUGAACCAAAUGGCUCCUGAGGCUGUGGAGGAAGCGGCUAAUGGGUUGCCUAUGGCGAAAAACGAUGAAGACGAGGUUAAGGAGUCCAUAGAUGAAUAUGAGAAAGAUGAACGGUUGGAUUUGGAGGAUAAUGAUCCUGAGUAUGAAGCUGAGGAGUAUGGUGGAGUUGAUUAUGAUGAGAAGGAAAUUGAACAAGAUGAGGGUCAUGAGGUGGGAAAUGAAUUAGAGGAAGAAGAGGCUGAAGAUAAUGUAGGUGAAGAGGGUGAUACAGGUGAGGAAGAAGUUGAAGAUAUUCAUGAUGAAAUUGAGGCUGAAGAGGAGCAUAAGCGUGCUGGUGAGGAGCAUGAGCAUCCAGACUUUGCUGAUGUGGAGGAAGAGGAACACCGAGAAGUUGUGAAGGAGAGGCGAAAGAGGAAAGAAUUUGAAGUUUUUGUAGGGGGCCUGGACAAGGAUGCUAACGAGAGUGAUCUGAGGAAGGUUUUUGGUGAAGUUGGGGUGGUUACAGAAGUUAGGUUGAUGAUGAAUCCUCAGACUAAAAAGAACAAGGGAUUUGCAUUCUUGCGUUUUGAAACUGUGGAACAAGCAAAGCGAGCUGUGGCAGAGCUAAAAAAUCCAGUGAUCAAUGGCAAACAAUGUGGUGUUACUCCUAGUCAGGACAGUGAUACCCUUUAUUUGGGAAACAUAUGCAAGACAUGGACAAAGGAAGCUUUAAAAGAGAAGUUGAAACAUUAUGGAGUUACAAAUGUUGAGGAUUUGACUUUGGUAGAAGAUACUAAUGAUGAAGGAAAGAACCGUGGAUUUGCAUUUUUGGAAUUUUCCUCUCGUUCAGAUGCUAUGGAUGCAUUUAAGCGACUGCAGAAGAGGGAUGUUGUAUUUGGAGUUGAUAAGCCUGCAAAAAUUUCUUUUGCAGAUUCUUUUAUUGACCCCGGUGAUGAAAUUAUGUCCCAGGUUAAAACUGUGUUUAUUGAUGCAUUGCCUCCUUCAUGGGAUGAAGAUUAUGUCCGGGAUCUUCUCAAGAAAUAUGGAGAGAUUGAAAAGGUUGAGCUUGCCAGGAACAUGCCAGCUGCCCGUAGGAAGGACUAUGGGUUUGUUACAUUCGGCACCCAUGAUGCUGCUGUAAAAUGUGCUGAAUGCAUUACAGGCACAGAGUUGGGUGAAGGUGACAAGAAGGCAAAAGUUAGAGCAAGGUUGUCAAGACCACUUCAGAGAGGCCGUGGAAAACACAUUAGUCGUGGGGACUACCGUUCUGGUCGCGGUUCUGGAAUGAUGUCGAGGCCAUCAUGGAGUCGACCUCCACCUCGUAGUUUUCCUCCGCGUGGUGUAAGAGGAAUUGGAAGUCGUGCUCCACCAGUCAGACCAGUUAGUGUGAGAGAUAGACGCCCUAUCAUAUCUGUAUCAGCAAGAAGUAGGCCAGUGCCUCCUCCAUCUAGAUCUUAUGAUAGGAGACCAGUUGCAUCUGCAUAUCCAAAAAGUAGCAUGAAGAGAGAUUAUGGCCGGCGUGAGGAUAUACCACCUCCAAGAAGUAGAGUUGCUACAGAUUAUGGCUCAAGGGUGGCUUCUGAAAGACGACCGUCUUACAGGGAUUAUCCUGCCCGUGGUCCUGGCUAUGCUGAGCUCCCAAGAAGUACAUCUCGUGCUGCACCAAGGAGAGGCUAUGUGGAUGAUGGAUAUAGCCAAAGAUUUGAGAGGCCUCCUCCUCCUCCUCCUCCUCCUCAUCUAAGUUACCGUGAAGGACGUCCCCGAGAUUAUGAUGCUGUGUCUGGCUCAAAACGUUCUUAUGCUGCUAUUGAUGAUGUUCCUCCACGAUAUACGGAUACCAAUGCUCGCCAAUCAAGAGCUCGAUUAGACUAUGAGUAUAGUGGCGGUGCUUCACAGUAUGGUGAUGCUUAUGGUGAUAGACUUGGAAGAUCUAGUCUGGGAUAUGGUGGGGGCAGUAGAAGUUCUAUUUCUAGCCAAGAUUCACAUGGGAUGUAUAGUAGUCGACAAGGCCCAAGUUAUGGAGGAGGUUCUUUUAGUGGCAGUGAUGUUGGUGGCAUGUACUCAUCAAGUUAUGGUGGUGAUUACAUUUCUCGUGGAAGUGAUGUUGGUGGCAGCUCAUAUUCAUCUGUGUAUUCUGGUAGGGGUGUGGGUGGUGGUAGCAGUUAUAUGGGUGGUGGUGGAUCAGGAUCUUAUUAUUGAGAUCUGAUAUAAUAAAGUGGCUGCUGUAGGAUGACCAUUGAAGCUUAUGCAUGUUAUGAUGCCUACAAUUUGGAGACAAAGGAACAUUGCUAUGUAUAGCCUUUUUUCGGAAUUUGUCACAAACUAGGUCAUGUCAAUUCAAGCUAUCUUGGAUCUUCUCUGGAUGGGAUGUAUUAUCAGUAAAUUUGUGCUGUAUGGGCUCAAGUUUAUUAGAGAUGGAAAAAGUAGUGAGCAGUGAUGUGUAAUUAAACCCUGAUUUAUGAUACAUUACUUGGACAGAUAAUGUGAAAGAUUUCCCCACUGCUCCAUCUUCCUUUUCAUUUGGACAAAGACCAGGCUAUAGAUGCUACUUGUUUGGUUAAGGCUUCAUGGAUUUUUACCUGCUGAAUUUAUCAAUAAGUUGGUUCUUUGUUUUGAAUCUCUAAAGAGGUGUUUAGUUACUUUGGAUUACUUUUUUUUUACAGUGAUAUGACCAGAACAGAAGUGAACUAAUUAGCACUUUGUUGAGCAAGUAAUAAAGUCAAAUGAUUAGUUUUUUGGGAUUUAUUUGACUUGGUGUGAUCCUAAGAAGUAAAAAGCAUAAUGCACUGGUAAUGUUUGUUGCUGGAAUGAUUUGUGAUACUUUUGAGAUUUUUCUGCUGAGGGGGACUACAAGACAAUGCUAUAGAUGCAUUGAUAUCUUUCCUUAGCUAGCUAACUGCAUAGAUUUCCUUUUUGCCAUUCAAUCAUUUGUACACACCACCACUGGCAUGGACCUUAGAAGAUCAUUUGCCUUUGCAACAUCUUUUGGGAAAUGCAACAAUCAAGUCAUUAUAAAGUAGCAGAAAAGGAUUGAGUAUCAUUUGUUAUUGAGUUUCUGAAUUGGAACUAAUUAUUUAAGUUGGUUCUUUAUGCACCUACCCCACCCUUCCUGCUUAAUAUAGCAAAACCAACCCUAUCCCGAAGGCAAAGGUUGCCUAAGUUUAUGCUCGUGUGGAUUUGGUUUUGAUUUUAUGUUUAAGUGGGUACUAAGUUUCAAAUUCAUUACUAUUUUUGUUAGUUUCUCAAGGCACUGGAGGCUAUUGCCCAUGGAAUGGGGUAUUUACUAAGUAUGGCUUAUUGAUGGGCUCCUUUAAGACUACAAAGCUUCUUAGAUAUUUUUUCAUAUAAUUUUGCUCAUGCAUAUACACGGAUUUCAGAUUAUUGAUGCAUGAAUAUUCACACGUUUCUUAGGCUUUUCAAAUUGUUAAGCUUACUGUAGUUAGGUGCCAAGUUGAGUUUCAUUGUUCUCACAUCGGUGAGGGUUAUACUGAUACUAACUUAAGUUCUAGUUUCCAGUUUCCUCUCUUGUUUUUUUUCGAUGCAGGGUAUAAGCUCUCCACAGGCCUUGUUUGGUAACUUCCCUUUAUAUGGGAAUUUACUUAUUUUUUACAUCUUGCUUUUAUUUAGUUGGCAGCUGUCAAUUUAGUUGUUGUUUUAGUAAAUCAAUGUUUUGUAGGUUGUUUCAUGCAUGACAUUGUAAACACUGGGCAAAAUAACGUGUUGCACAAAUUUUAUUUUUCGCUUA
Cajanus cajan (pigeon pea) is the source of this 4269-nucleotide messenger RNA. RefSeq lists its product as uncharacterized. The record is from RefSeq and is a predicted model, not a curated record. Lineage: Eukaryota; Viridiplantae; Streptophyta; Magnoliopsida; Fabales; Fabaceae. Gene Ontology annotation, molecular function: RNA binding.